AUGGUUCAAGACAUUAAGGAUAAGGCCUUGUUGAUUGUUCAAGAAAAUGAUACAUCUAAGAAUAUCUCAAUCAUCAUUGACAUAGCCCAUCGUAUUCCUCUGACAAUUGCAAAUAUUUAUCAUGGUCAUGACCACGAGGAAGCUAAUGAGGAUGAGCUAGGGUUAAUAGAAGAACAAGUCGUGAUGGAUUUGAUGACCUUGGAAGAAACACGUGUGUUUAUGCCUGUAGUUCCAACAUCAAAGGAUGCUAUUGAAGGGCUUGAGAAGGUGAAAGUAGAGACAUUGAAUGGUGUCAAGAGUUUUGGUGAAACUUGUAUGAUAUGUCUUGGCAAGUUGAUUACAAAGGACAUUGUUGAACUAACUCGUAUGCCUUGCAAGCAUGUUUUUCAUGGAGAUUGCAUUAUUCAAUGGCUUGAAAUAAAUCAUGUUUGUCCAUUAUGUCGCUUUAGAAUGCCAAUUGAUAAAGAAGAUUAA
This is a messenger RNA of Solanum lycopersicum (tomato), 474 nucleotides long. Its product is annotated as E3 ubiquitin-protein ligase RING1-like. NCBI's taxonomy places the organism in Eukaryota, Viridiplantae, Streptophyta, Magnoliopsida, Solanales, Solanaceae. The record is from RefSeq and is a predicted model, not a curated record. Gene Ontology annotation, cellular component: cytoplasm. Gene Ontology annotation, biological process: protein ubiquitination. Gene Ontology annotation, molecular function: ubiquitin protein ligase activity.